This is a messenger RNA of Peniophora sp. CBMAI 1063, 1056 nucleotides long. The record is from the annotation of a GenBank genome assembly. NCBI's taxonomy places the organism in Eukaryota, Fungi, Basidiomycota, Agaricomycetes, Russulales, Peniophoraceae.
AUGUUCCCUCCCCGCGCCCCCGCAUUCCGUGACCCUCUUACCUCGCCUUCAGCUGCCGGGCCUGUAGACGCUGAUGCCCCGGUGCGCGCGACAGAUAACGAUGCCGCUCUCGCGCGUCUCUCUGCCGUCCAGAAGGGAUACCUCACGGACCCGUUUAUUGCGCAAUUGGUUCCACGAGCGCAUCUCCAGCCCGCACGGCCUCCUUUGAUCAACAUUGGAACGUAUCUCCGCGGCAAAGGACUUGACGAACUUGUUGAAUCUUUCAUCCAUCUUGCGGAAGCAGAUGAUAAGAAGGCGCAAAUCGUGAGCGUGGGAGCUGGGAGUGAUACGAGGUUUUGGAGGUUAGCGACGGGGCCAUUGGGUAGUAGCCUCGCUCGUUAUGUCGAACUUGACAUGCCCGAGAACACUUCACGCAAGGCUAUGGCCAUACGCAAAAGUCGAACAUUGAACCCAGUAUUGGGUAGUGACGUGCGAAUCGGCGGAGGUGGCACCUCCCUACAUUCCCCUAUAUACAACCUUCUCCCCGUUGACCUCCGCCACUCACCUUCAACAAGCCUUGGACCGAACGUCUCACCAUUAUUGGACCCAGCACUGCCCACACUCGUGCUCUGCGAAUGUGUCCUGGCAUACCUGCACCCCUCGACGUCCGAUGCGCUGCUGACAUGGUUCGGCGAACACUGCAAGGGCGUGCUUGGCGUGGCGAUCUACGAAAUGUUCGGGCUCAACGACUCCUUCGGGCGCGUUAUGAAGAGUAAUCUCAAGUCUCGCAACGUUGAUCUACCCGGCGCAGAGCCAUUUGACGAUCUGCAGUCACUGCCGCGACGCUUCAUCCGAUUGGGGUUCACCACCGCUCACGCACUCACGCUCCGCGAUAUACGGCGAGAUCACGUUGAGUCCAAGGAGCAAGUACGGAUAUCCCGACUCGAGAUGUUGGACGAGGUCGAAGAGUUGGAGCUUGUGCUGCAGCACUAUGCUAUCAGCUGGGGGAUAAAGCUGACCUCUAAUGCGUCAUCGGCUGGGAGCUGGGAGGCUUGGGGGAUCUCGAGGAAGAGUUGA